AUGUCUCCCGAAGUUGAGAAGGCGGCCCUGCUGCCAUCGAGCGCACCCGAGCUGCAGCGGAAGGAACCUGCAAAGUUCACUCCCCAGCGCAAGUGGGCCAUUGCUAUCCUUUCUCUCCUUGCAUUGCUCCAAAUCGUCGAUGUGGUUGAUCUCUUCCGCGGCCAUGAAUCGGACGCGCCUCUAUGUUCCCAGGCGCCGCCUUUGAUCCCGAGCACGAAUGUGCAGCUCUGGGGAAGCCUUGGUGAUACAUAUGGAACUGAAGCGUUCAAGAACAGGGCUGUUGACCUCUUGGCCGGCGCUGUGCGCAUUCCUACACAGUCCUACGACAAGAUGGGGCCGAUUGGCGAGGACCCGCGUUGGGAGGCGUUCGUGCCGUUCCACGAAUACCUUCAGAAGGCGUUCCCUAAAAUCCACUCGUCGCUCGAAUUGACUAAAGUGAACACUUACGGCCUGGUAUACUACUGGAAAGGCUCGGAUGAAUCGUUGAAGCCAAUUCUGUUGACGGGACAUCAAGACGUUGUACCAGUAAACCCCGACACGUACGAUGAAUGGACACACCCACCAUUCUCGGGCUACUAUGAUGGGACCUAUGUAUGGGGACGCGGCAGCAGAGACGACAAGAGUGGUCUAAUUGGUUCAAUGACCGCUGUCGAGACGUUAUUGGAGCGUGACUUCCAACCGACGCGCGGUGUUGUCCUCGCGUACGGUUUUGACGAAGAAGUGAGCGGCGUGCAGGGCGCCUCCUCGCUCGGCGACUACCUCUACGCGACCUUUGGCGAAGAUUCCUUUGCCAUGCUGGUCGAUGAAGGCGGUGGAAUCUCAGAACAGUACGGCGGCGCCUUCGCGCUUCCGUCCGUGGCUGAGAAAGGCUAUCUCGACGUCCGACUUGAGCUGUCCGCUCCUGGUGGGCACUCAAGCGUUCCACCCCCUCACACGACCAUCGGCAUGCUCGCCCAGCUACUUGUCCACUACGAGAAUCACCCUUUUAAGGCGACCCUUGAGCGCGACACGCCCAUGUACUGGCAUGCGCAGUGUCUGGCCGCAUAUGCUCCAGAACUGCCCAAGUCCAUCCGGAAGUCGGUCAAGAAGGCAGCGAGCUCCGACAAGGCCUUGCGGGCCGCGCAGGACAAGCUGUUCGAGGACCCAACGUUCAAGGCGCUGGUCGGGACUACGCAGGCGGUGGACAUGAUUUCGGGCGGCGUCAAGUCAAACGCGCUACCGGAGAACGCAAUGGCGAUUAUAAACCAUCGCAUUGCGACGGACAGCUCGGUCAGCGCGGUCAAGCAGCACAGCACCAAGCUCUUCAAGUCGAUUGCGGCCGGCUUCAAUCUCUCGUACACCGCCUUCGGCUCAAGCGUCACGGGCGACCAGCCGGGCUACGGUACUUUGACCCUCAGUGACGCGUGGGGGACUGCUCUCGAGCCCGCACCUGUGUCGCCGGUUGGGCCGGACGCGGCGCCGUUCCAGCUGCUGUCCGGUACGAUUAGAACAACCUGGAAUACGCAUCGUGCCAUCUCGGAAGAAGAGGACGGCAUCACUGUGAUUCCCAGUCUCGUCUCCGGUAACACUGACACGCGUUACUAUUGGAAGCUGACGCCGCACAUUUUCCGCUACACACACUACAAUGCUGGAAGCGGGUCAGGACUCAGCGGUGUACACACCGUUAAUGAAGCGUGCAACAUGGAUAACCUGGUCGAGAUGGUCAGGUUCUUCACGACCCUGAUUCUGAAUGCGGACGAGUCGACUUUGCUGUAA
Messenger RNA from Postia placenta MAD-698-R-SB12, 1755 nucleotides. RefSeq lists its product as hypothetical. Gene Ontology annotation, cellular component: fungal-type vacuole lumen. Bases 1 to 1755 code for a protein of 584 amino acids. Gene Ontology annotation, molecular function: metallocarboxypeptidase activity. The transcript is spliced from 11 exons. The record is from RefSeq and is a predicted model, not a curated record. NCBI's taxonomy places the organism in Eukaryota, Fungi, Basidiomycota, Agaricomycetes, Polyporales, Adustoporiaceae.